CGUCCAGUAAUACUCGUAUGGGCGUCUAAGAGAUAAAGUUAAAAAAAGAGCCUGCGAGUAAAACAAAUGUAUAAUGGUCAAGAAAUAUUUUUGUAGUAACUGUAGUGAAAAGCUGUGGGGAAACUUGUGAAGCUCGUUAUAUUCAUCUGUGGAAAAUGAUAUUGGAGCAAGGCGAAAGUAUUUUUGUUAUAAAAACCUGUAAUUACUAAUGGUUUUGUGUAAUGGUAUCCCUUCAUUCUGAUGGCAUGAUUUUGUAUGUGUAUAAAUUAUUGUAGUUUUUUUUUUUUGUACGGCUUGUUGAAUUCGUCUGUCAGAUAUUUUAUGUUGCAAAGUCGGAUGAUGUGAUGCCCUGCUAUGGAAACUGGCGAGCUGUGUAGAAUAUGUGCUUGCUCGGCCAAGCUGCUGUUGCCGAUUUUUGAGGGGGAAGGCAAGAGAGCAAAAUUGUCGAUGAAAAUACGUAAACAUCUUCCUAUACAGGUGGACGAAGAUGACUGCCUGCCAGAUCGGGUGUGUUACCCGUGCUCAUCUACCCUCAAUGCCUGGCACAAGCUCGUGGAGAAAUGUGUUGCUGCAGACAAGAAGCUGAGAGGUUUAUUGGCCACCCAGGAAAAGCCUGCAGUAGUUGCGGUUAAAGAAGAAAUCUCCAUUGAUAAUUCUCCCCUCUGCGAUGAUGGUGACUGCAAAAAUACAGCUGAGGAGCAGGCUGGGAAAAAAGACGAGGUCGAAGAGAGAGUGGUGGGGGAUAUCCAUAGGAGCACACAAUGUGAUGACAUCAGGAUUGAGCAGGUUUCACCAAUGCCAUCUCAAUUCAGUGUGAAGGAAUCCUUUAACAACAGAACUGUUCUACGCAAGCUUUUGCCAAAGGAAAUAAUCCCUUCGAGUCUGCCACCUCCAACAACAAACCGUGUUCUUGUUGCGAUAGACGAGAACUGCAGUCCUCGGGAUCAAAUUGUAAUAAUAACGGAAUAUCCUGACGUUGCCGGUGCGGAAUUCAUUGGGCAGGCGUUACCGGAUGGAGGUCCCGAUGACGGCGACAACUCUCUCACUACGCUCAGUGGAGAUGGACAAGUUCUCCCGGCGUCCGACUCUGAGGCGAGCAGCGACGCUGCGUCGCAGGCCUUCAGGUGCGGGGUGUGCCACACAGUGUUCUCCGGUCAGCAGGAACUGGCAUCGCAUGUGCAUCGGUGCAAGUACUGCAGGGAAGUGUGCAGCGACAGCGACCAGCUUGAAGCCCACCGACUACUGCACCAAAGCGACAAACAUCGCUGUCUGGUGUGCGACAAGACACUGCCGACGUUCAAGAUGCUCAAGUUGCAUUUCAUCAUCCACGCCGACACGGGUCUCCGGCUGUGUAACUUCUGCAACAGUGUGUUUUCAGACCAGAGCGAACUCGAAAAGCACAGAGCCACUCAUCAGAAUGAUAGACCGUACGUGUGCGAAAUGUGCGGCAAGGCCUUUAACCAGAGAACAAAUUGGGUGGAUCACCUUAACACACAUUUGGGUGUUAAGUUUCAGUGUGAGUUUUGCGGUAGUCUGUACUCGAGUAGAAAUAAUUUAAAGAAACAUCUUGCCUUGCAUAUUAAUGAAGGUAAGACAAAUUAUGUAUGUGAGAUUUGUGGGAAAGGGUUUGUUAAUAAAAGAUACUUGAGAAUGCAUGGGAAUGUACAUUCUGACAGCAAGCCUUACAAAUGCACUAAAUGCAAAAUUGCAUUCAAAUGGAAGAAAAGUUUGAAUAGUCACCGGCAUGUUCACGAUGAAGCGGCAGAGAAGCGCUGUAGAGAAGACAAGCGAAGAUCAGCUAGUGUGCAGUGUGACAUUUGUGGCCAAUACCUAGUAUCCAAGUGGAACCUUUACCAGCACAAGAAACGUCACGAUAAUCCCAGUGUUAAACAUCACAAUCAUAAAAAAAAAUUAACUCAAUCUUCCUUGUGUCACAUUUGUGGUAAGAGAAUACGCAGUCUUAAAAGUGAGAUUCAUCACUUCAACAUGCAUGCAGGAAUAAAACCAUUUGAGUGUUCAAUUUGUGGCAAGAAAUUUACCUCAAAAAUUAGCCGAGAAAACCACAAACGCACACACACAGGAGAGAAACCAUUUAUCUGUGAUGUUUGCGGAAAAUGUUUCAGUUCUAAAAAACGUCUUUACAUUCACAGUCGCAUCCAUUCAGAUAUCAGGCCUUAUAAAUGCACGUAUUGUGAAAAGAGCUUCCGUCGCCAAACUCAUCUUGUUUGUCACAUUCGAACACACACUGGAGAGAAACCGUAUUCGUGUGAGAUAUGUUCGAUGUCAUUCCGACAAAUAAAUAAUAGGGCAAAACACAUGUUAACUCAUUCAAAUAAGCAACCAUUUGUUUGUGAAUGUGGGGUUAGUUUCUGUCAAAAAGAAGGCCUUCAUAAACAUAAAAAGAAGAAUAAGGAAAUAGAAAUACCCGUCCUUGAAGAUGUAUCUUGUAUCUAAUAUCUGUAUAGGUUGCAUAAAAAAAAAUACCAGCCAAACUGUGGGUACAUCCGUAAAUUAUACUGUUCAACACUAGAGCUGUUACUAUGUACAAGAAAUACACUGGAUCUUUGUUAUGUGGAAUGCAGUUUUGACAUUGCAUGGGACUAUUUAUUGACCCUAUCUUCUUCUGCUCAGCCUCGUUUAAAGAACGGACCAUGCUUUCUUGAACAUGUAGUCAGAUGUCCCAUUAGCAAUACAGGAUGUGUACUCACUAUUGUUUGUACAUCCUCUAUUGGCUGGCGACCACUGAAUAGAUAUAUGUAAGUGGACCAAUGCAUUGGCCUCCAUUUAGCUCUCAUGUAGAUCUGCUAGACUCAUUUGUACCUAAGUGCAUUUGAAAAACUCUGUGUAUACAACAACCUUGGUGCAAGAUGCUAAAAGUCUGCGUGACCAUAUUAUGGAUACCUGGCAAACAGUCUGCACAGAUCUUAGGUUACUUGAGUGCAUUUGGCAUUAUUUUUAAUGUUGUGUGGACUUGCACUCACAGACAUUUGGUACAUGUGUUUCGAGACAGCUACUGGUGAUGUUAGCUAUUUCCUAUGCUAUGCUUACGUAUGUUUUUACAAUGGUUAUUGUACUUGUGCUUUUGCCCUUAUUUGCACAUUACAGGUUUCAAUUUAAUUGUGUAUAUUAACAAAAUGGCAUUAUAACAGGGAUCCAUUGUAUCUUGUUCAUGGUGAUGGCUCUAACAAUGAACGGAAGCGUAAGGAGUAACCCGAGUUCAAACCUCAAUUAAAUUUAAUUUUUGCCUCUUCUACAUGCCCUGCAUAUGUACCCACAGUUUCGAUGCACAUUUUAGGUACAACCUACAGUAAUAAACUUUGUAAUAGAAAAUUAACUGAAUUUUUAAAUCUUAGCACACAAAUGCUAUGUUGUGUUCACACUGUAUCUUGAAUUAUUUUCAUGGACCUUUGAAAUAUAUUUUGUAAAAAUUCACAUGAAAAUAUGUUAAUUAUAGAAUUGAAAAUGAAGUGUGUUCCUAAAAAACUUCUCACCAGACACACGAAAAAUAUAUAUAUAUUAUUAUUUUUUUCGUGUCCGGUGAGAAGUUUAUAUAUAUAUAUAUAUAUAUAUAUAUAUAUAUAUAUAUAUAUAUAUAUAUAUAUACACACACACAGUGAAACCCUGAUUAUCCGUUUUCCAAUGGACCAUGAGUAAAAAACGGAUAAUCCAGGAAAUCCUACAAUGUGGGAACACACUCUAAAGUUACCAAAUGCACAAUGUAUGUACUAUUGCAAAAACUUUCAGUGAAUCAGUUAGGUAUUUCCAUAAACUGACACCAGCAGCACACUGUAUAUACACUUUUCAUGGGGACAAAGUAAAAAAGUGUAAAAAGCGGGAAAGUGUAAAUAAAGGGAAAAGUAAGAAAUACGUUAAAGUUAAUUAAAGUACAGUCGCAUCCUGCAGCGUUCAUAACAAAUGCGGGCUACAUUACACAUACGCAUUGCACCACAGUAAAAAAAUUUUAAAUAAAAGGCCCGCAAAUUGUACAUUCACCGUCAAUAGCGCGCCGUGCGCGGAGAAAGGUCAUCGUACUCAAUCAGCUGUUAUGGCGCGACGUACCCGCCGGCUGGCUCUCUCUGUUGUCUGAGCUGCGCGUGCGCAGUAUAACUCACUCUACGCUCCGCCCAGACUCGUGACGUUCCAUCAGCAGUCAGCCAAUAGAUGCGAGCUUAGCGGAAAAAAAUAUAAGCUCCACCUCCCGUGUACCAGUUUUGUCCAGUUCUAAUACCAGUUUAUUGGUAUACGCACCAGUUUUCUCGCUGCCGUGACGUGUUCAAGUUUACGUUCACCUUGAUUUCUUGAUACCAAUAAUUAAUUAUUUACGAUCCCCAGAUAUAAAUGGUUAGUUUAAAAAAUAUGCGUCAACUGUACAAUACUUCCUAAAUUAUAAAAUACGUUUAAAACAGUUACCAAGACUCCGCUCAUUUUAUCUAGUGAGGUUUAUGUCUCGUACCAGUAUUUCGGCUAAGUUGUGACAUAAAUAUAGUAACAGAACGUUUAUACAUUCGUGAGUUUACGUUUUUCCAGAGUACAUUUUAGAUUGCCUCCUGCUACAAUUACUCGGACUUUUACACGCCUAGGCUUAAAUUAUUAUAUGUUUAGAAAUAAAAGCAACUUUUCAUGUUAUAAAAUAUGUUUAUUUUGCGAUUUAAAAUGUUCACUGCCGACUAUAAAAGUUACGUUUUUCACAAUGUUUUUAGGCCUACUAUCGUUGUUACGUGAUGUAAAUAGCGGGAUGGAUUAGAUUUUUGAGAUGUAACUCGCGUGAAAGUAUUGUAUUGGAUUAAAUGGGAACCAAACGGGACCUGAAGAAUAUAGUGCAAAUAACGGGAAAACGUAAAUAACGGUAACGUAAAUAAGGGGUUUGACUACUUCCUUAAUUUUUUUAAAUGAACAAAAUGUGCCAUCCACUGGGAUGUUUGAUUCCCGAACUUGCUGGAACCAAGAAAACAAAACUUUCUCAAGCUCACUGUAUUUCGACUGUCUUGCCAUUUUCCGUUUUUUUGAAGACUGGCCGAACUGACUUGCUUGUUUCCGAAUCUCAUUUCUUCUAGCGAAGAUAGAAUUAAGAGUCGAUGGAGGAAUACCAUAGCGCUUUGCCAAAUCAACCCGUUUUUCGCCUGGAUUUUUUUCAACGGCAUUUAUAAUUUCUAAACGCUCUUUAAUGGUUUUAACCUCUUUUGUAGGCCGAUACAUAUCAAUGAACCUUUACAAAUUUCACACGUGCAUUAGAGUUAAAUGCGUAAAGCUAAUUUACCGUAAACAAGGAAAAUCUCGCGCAUAUACGGCCGGCCACGGAAACGCUAGGAUGAACAAUUUCGUCUAUGUUUCUCGCAGGAUUUCACUGCCGCUAAAUAGAAACGUGUUUACGUUGGGCUAGUUGUACGGGAGACCUAAGAUGCACAUAAAGUUUGGACCCUACCCGAACUUACCCGAACAAUUCACCUUCGGCCAACUUCGGGAUUUGUUUAAUUUUUGCGCGGGAAAAAUGAAAUAUAGUGAAAACAUGGCCCACGAAGAUAGUGAUAGUGAAAUAGCAAAAUUGUUUACAAAACGUUUUGAAAAUGAACCUAAUCACAUCUUUGGGUAUUUGGACUCAAAAGAGGCUUUUAAAAAGUUUACAGAUGACUUAAUAAAAUUAGGUCAUUCCUACUGUGUCUGGAACAGUAAUCAUUCCACAGCUGGUAAAGAUUAUUUUAAUUAACACCAGUUUAAUAAAUGUAUUUAUAUAUUAAUAGAAAGAGAGUUGAGAUUUUUGUGAAAUGUGGUAAAUGGAUUUUCCAGGAGGGGGCUGUUUGCACUUCAAAGUUUUUUUCUUCCAAAAUUCGAUUUCUGUUUCUUGUUAAUGGGCUGGUCAAUAAUUAAUGGUUUUCGUUACCCAAAAUUACUUCAAGCAUAGCUGUCACGGUCAAGACAAUGCCUCAAAUCCCGCAAAUUCUCAAACUCUACAUGUUUGUGUUUGCCUUGCACGACAACAAAUUGUCAACAAAUUUCUACUGCAUUACAAUUUUACUGCACUACUCUUUUACAGAUGAUCCAAAAAUGUAUUUCCAGUACAAGCAGGGAAAGUUAGCUAAUGUCCUUUCCAUUGAUUUCUUCGGCUCACCAUUCACAGAGGAGAAAUACCUUUACAUGGUCCCAACUAUCGACACACGAAAGAAACUGUUGACCAACUGGUAAAUUGUAUAAGCAAUUAUGUGUGUAUUAAGCUCGGUUUUACAUAACAAAUAUGGUAAUUGUUUCGUAUCCCGUAUCCAAGUUUAUCCCUCGAUCCUGAGUUCAUGAUCCUGUAAAUAUUGAUCCUAUGGCAUAUAAUGCUUCCUGUUUUAAUUUAGUAUGUCAAAAAAACUCUUAAUAUAACAAUUUUAUCUUAAAUUUUUAGAAACACUUAAAAACGGUUUACAAUUUUUUUUAUUUUUUAUUUCUUAAGUAAAUAAAUAUAAUAUCUAUGAAUUUGGUUCCUUUUAGUACAAUUCAGAACAUACUACAUUUCAACUGACAUCAUCAUGUAGUAUCUUGGCCUACUGAAUUUAUUUAACCUUGGAUUACACAAACUCUGUUGGCCAAAUAACUUAUAGUUACUUUUCUUUUUUGCAAAGAUUACUGGAUUCGUUUCUCCUCAUUAGUUAUUGUCCAUACAGGUAGACAGUUUGGACAAAAGUUUAUCUUUUAGGAUUUAGGCCAAGUAGACCACAGGAGAAUCACCUGGUGGUAGAAUGUAAAGUGUAAUACACUUUGUAAGAAUAGGGUGACAGUAAUGCCAGUAUAGAAAUAAUACAGAAAUUUCUAAGAAAUAUACAGUCUGCUUUCUCACCAAAGAAUGGAAUUAUUUAUGAAAAUAGGCAUUAACAUUGAGUAUUUUUUCAGGGUUGCUACACAUUUUUUAAAAUGAAAUUCCCUGACUUUCCCAGGUUUUCGAGUCCAUUAGAGAAUUUUCCAGACCAUCACAUAUGAUGGUAAUCGUGUUCAGUAAUUUAUUUCAGAAGUUCUUAAACUGCAAUUUUUUUCCCAGCAUGUAAGCUGCACGACUAAUUAUUAUUUUUGUAAGAGAAGUCAUUCCAGAAAGUGACUAGUUAGAGCUUGUUUUCCCAAUUUGCUAUGAAGCAGUGUCUUUUUUUAAAAAAAUUAGAAGGAACAAACCCUAUCUGUAGUACAUGGUGAUAAUUCAGGACCAUUGUGAGUUGAAGGUUUAAGUAAAAAUACAAACAGUAGUUUUUAAACUAACCAAUAUUAUUAAAUAGAUAAUAAUGAAAUAAUCACAUAAUCAAGGCAUGCCAUGGAAGUUAUAAGAAUUUUAACAUUGCCCACAUCAAUUAGUCGAAUUCGCCUAAUUAUUGAUCACAAGGUACAUCAGCAUCAUGCUAUUUCAAGAUCAGGCCGUAUCAAUUAGUUUAAAUAACAUGACACAAGGUCUAUUGUGGAUUGUUAAAUGCAGUUUUAUCUGUCAUGACAGAAUUAAAAAUUAUAGGAGGAAGUAACAUAACUUGAAAAAUUUAUAUUUUAACAGCAUGAGAGAAAGUGUGUGUAAAGUAAAUUCCAGAUAUCUUUGUGAUUUCCUUGACUUUCUCAGUGUACAUGGAAUUUCCUGACUUAUCCCUGUUUUCAAGGUUUGCCCUGACUGUAGCAACCCUGUUUUUGAAGGUGAACAUUAAUCUCGUGCCAUUUUAUUAUUUAAUCAGUAACAUCCCUGCCCAAAAUAACAUCCAUAUAUAUUUCCUAACUGUUUGUUUUAGUUUAUGUAGACAGUGGGUGAAUGUAUCUUGAAAGUAACAUUUUUUCUACCAACCUAUACCACAUAAAAUUUUACAUGUUGUAUUAAAAUCUGUGUGUACAGUUCAGAAAGAAAUUAAUAUUCACAGACAGCAUAACUUAUUGUUAUUGUAUUACCGUCAGUAUUAUGUAUUGUGUACCUUAAGUAGGCUUCUUGCCUAAUUAAAUGAAAACUGUUUAAAUAAUAAUUUAUGUAUCUGAAAUAAUCUGUCCCUUUGCAGUCCCUGUUCAUAAAUACAUUUCCUUAGUCCAUGCCAUGCUAUGGCCCCUCUUUGCUUAUAGAAAGAUAAGCUUUCAAUAUUAAAAUGUAAAAUAAUGGAUUAUGAAGGUCUGGCAAAAAAAAUCUUUGUACUUUAUUUCCUGUACAAAUGACAGAAUUAUUUUCCUGUAUGAAACACUUAAACCUUCUUUGACAAAUUGUUCACAUUUGUAGCAUUGGAGAUGUUACUGACAUGUUGAAAUAAAAGGUUGUAAAAAUA
Molecule: messenger RNA, 8249 nt
Organism: Bacillus rossius redtenbacheri
Lineage: Eukaryota; Metazoa; Arthropoda; Insecta; Phasmatodea; Bacillidae
Product: zinc finger protein 883-like
Exons: 6
Coding region: 355-2454 (699 amino acids)
Biological process (GO): regulation of transcription by RNA polymerase II
Cellular component (GO): nucleus; nucleoplasm
Molecular function (GO): RNA polymerase II cis-regulatory region sequence-specific DNA binding; DNA-binding transcription repressor activity, RNA polymerase II-specific; zinc ion binding
Source: RefSeq, a predicted model, not a curated record